AUGGCCGACUUCCUGUUGGCUGUUGACCUGCCUGGCCUGUGUUCAAAGUUUUUGGAACCCAUAGAGAUCCACAAGAAGAAGCUCUUCCUGUGGUUUAGCCACCUUCCUCGGGAGGAGAAACAGUUUAAAGGUUACUUCAGCCCAGAGACCAUGCAUGUGGAUCCACUGAUUCUGGAAAGAAAGGCUGAGGAGACUGCAGGAAUGCUCAGCUCCCCUCUCCAAACCCAGACGUCCUCCAGCCCCUCUUUGACUGUGGAACAGCUGUUUAAGCCCACCGAUGCCUGGAAUGAGUGUCGUGGGCUCAAUGUGCUGCUGUACGGGGCUGUAGGAACAGGGAAAAGUACGGUGGUCCGAAAGCUGGUGCUGGAUUGGUGCACUGGUACCACCCUGAACAACUUCAAGCUUGUGAUUCCUUUCUCUUGUGAGGACCUUGGCCAACUAUCAAAGGUGGCUUCCUUAAGGGACCUUGUGGGCAGGAAGUACCUCCACCUAAGAAAACACCCCAUGCUGAGUGGGGAGGGAAACCAGGCCAAGGAUGUGCUGUUCAUCUUCAAUGGGAUGGAGAAAAUGAACCUGGAUUUCCGCAUUGGAGCCACUGAGCUAUGCAGUGAUCCUAAUGAGGCGCUGCCUCCAGGUGUCGUGGUGGUGAACCUGCUGAGGAAGUACCUCCUGCCUGAGGCCAGCAUCUUGGUUACCACCAGACUGUCUGCCCUGGACCGUAUUCCUCAGAAGUAUGUGAGUCGCUAUGCACAGAUUUGUGGCUUCAAUGACCCUGACCGCCAGCGGGCGUACUUCACCAGCCGCCUACUGCAGCAGAGUGGAGAGCCUGCUCGUAACCUUGAGGCCCAGGCUCUUAUAGAGCUGCUUUAUCGCAACCUCCAGAGAGAAAGCCAGUUAGCUGCAGCCUGCUUCCUCCCCUCCUACUGCUGGCUCACAUGUGCUACCUUACACUUCCUCCAUUUCACUGAUGCCAAGGUACCCAUCCGCACUCUGACAGGCAUAUACACCAGUUUCCUCAGGCUCAACUUUGGGGGUGAGGUGCUGGGCACAGGGACAGGGACAAAUGUACAGGAGCACCACAGUUCUCUUAUGUUGUAUGUAGUCCGUACAGUUGGUAAACUUGCAUUUGACGGUGUGACAUACAAACGCACAUCGUUCUCAGAAACGGAACUGGAGCAGUGGAUAGGAGGAAAGACCAAGACAGAUGAGGAGCUACGUCAGCUGGCCAUGUUUCGGACUGACGUGCUUGACUUCUUCUUGGCUCCCUGUGUUGAAAGUGGUAAGCAUCUACCACAAGAACCCAGUGAGAAUGAUGAGAGGCGCUAUGUUUUUGCUGUCCCAGCCUUGCAGGAGUACCUGGCGGCUCUCUACGUGGUUCUAGGAGAGAACAAAUCGGCUCUGGAGAAGCUAACCAGGCAGGUUUCUGUGGCCAUUGGUCAGGCAAGUGAGGAUGUUAAUGCCAUUGUCAACAUCUUUUCCAAGUUCAUCCCCCUCCGAAUCUUUGCUGUAUUCAAUCUCCUUAAGCUUUUUCCAAAGUUCUUUGAGAAAAUCAGCACUCUCAACAAAGGCAGCAUUGCCAGAACCAUGGCAGCUGAGAUGUUCCGCACAGAGGAUAGCUACAACGAGGAUGUCCUGGAUCAGAUGGAACAACGUCUCCUGGGAGUUCAUGGCCCUCAGCCAAGACAGUACAGUGAAGGUCAACCUUUUGAACUCUACCCCAUCUUCAUGGGUGGACUGUUGCAUUAUGGUAACCGUGUCCUUCUCCAGCAACUUGGCUGUAGCAUUCAGAGCACCACUGUGGCCCAGAUCACACAUGUUCUAAGGAAGUACCUGGUCAGAGAGCUUAGCAAGCCACAGCCACCAGAGGAGCUGAUGGAUCUGCUGGUCCUUCUGUAUGAGUUUCAGAACCCCAGACUGACUGCAGAGGUUCUGGCCUCAAUCAGAACCAUCAACCUCACCAACAUUCGUAUGACAUCACUCAAAUGCUUUGUACUGAGUUCUGUGCUCUCAUGCUCCCCUGCAAGUUAUCACCUUGAAGAGCUGGACCUGUCCUCCUGUCUCUUGACUCCUGACCUGCUUCAGAUACUGCUGCCUGCCUUCAGACACACUCAUAACCUCAAUCUGCAGUUUAACAGCCUGGGUCCUGAGUCCUGCAUCUUCCUGAGAGAUCUGCUACUAGACGCCAAGAGUUCUAUUAGAUCUUUACAACUGUGUGACAACCGUCUGGAGGAUUCUGGAGGCUGCAUCCUGCUGGAGGCCCUGUCACAGAAUCUGUCCCUGACACAUCUAUCCCUGAUGCACACUGGGCUGGGGGACCAGGCAGCACUGGUGCUGACUGAGAGGCUCCAGCAGCACACGGGCCUCCAGGAGCUCAACGUGGCCUAUAACAACAUUGGAGACAACGCUGCUGUGGCUCUGGUGGACGCCUGCAGGGAACACCCCAGCAUUCACACCGUGCACUUGUAUCUGAACCCUCUUAGUGAUGUGGGGAAGCAGUCACUGUAUGUCCGAGGUGUUCCCAAGAACCACAGUGGUCGGCGAGUCAAGGUCCUGGCUUCGGUCACUGAAGGAUCAGACAUCUCCGAAGACUGGCACCCCAUCCUCAGUGUGAUACAAAACAAUGCCUCCUCCUGGGACCGAGAACGUGUCAUGCAGCAACUUAAGGUAUUCCUCAGGGAUCUGGAGUGGGGGCGUCAGCAGCAGAGCUUCUGGAAGAGGCUGCACUUUCGCAAGGUGGAGAAGGGAGUCCUGCAGAUUCUGCAGAUGCUGGAGAAGGACUCUCUACCUCCUUCCACAGGAUACAGAAAGUAACUGAUAAAAAUCAACCUUCAGCAGCAUAUCAGAGGAAAAUCUGCAGCUAAUAUAAACCAGAGGUCCAGGAGACGCAGCUUGAUUAUUGUAAAGGACAUGACUUUAUUCAACAAUAUUUUCAAAGCAGCUUAAAGCUAAACUCCCUGACUUUGUACUAAAACAGGUGGUGGGUGGGAAUGUAGUAGUGAGGAUGUAGAGCUCAUUGUUGUUUUAUGCAGACAGUUUAUAUGGACCGCCUGUUGUUAGAAAGAGGUCGUAGACAUACUGGAGGAUUUAGACUGGGGGGAUGCUUGGAACACCUGACUAUAAAAUGACUUCCAUGCCUGCCUGAACUACUGUGAUAUUGCUGCACUGGGUGUUUUCCAAAUGUGACUGUGUUGUGAAUAUUCAGCUGACAAUGUGUGCAUUUGCCUACUGUGGAUUAACACAUUUGACAAUUAAUUUUCUUCCCGGGGCCAAUAAAACACACUGCAACCCC
Messenger RNA from Micropterus dolomieu (smallmouth bass), 3289 nucleotides. RefSeq names its product NLR family member X1 (gene nlrx1). The coding region runs from base 1 to 2811 and encodes 936 amino acids. The transcript has 10 exons. Gene Ontology annotation, cellular component: mitochondrion. The record is from RefSeq and is a predicted model, not a curated record. NCBI's taxonomy places the organism in Eukaryota, Metazoa, Chordata, Actinopteri, Centrarchiformes, Centrarchidae. Gene Ontology annotation, molecular function: protein binding. Gene Ontology annotation, biological process: negative regulation of canonical NF-kappaB signal transduction.